Messenger RNA from Panicum hallii, 2909 nucleotides. RefSeq names its product putative receptor-like protein kinase At4g00960. Lineage: Eukaryota; Viridiplantae; Streptophyta; Magnoliopsida; Poales; Poaceae. The transcript is spliced from 8 exons. Gene Ontology annotation, molecular function: ATP binding; protein kinase activity. The record is from RefSeq and is a predicted model, not a curated record. Gene Ontology annotation, biological process: protein phosphorylation; cell surface receptor signaling pathway. The coding region runs from base 1191 to 2711 and encodes 506 amino acids.
AGACGGAACCCCGGAUGGUGUAAGCUGUUCCCGCCGCUGGACGGCCGCCGACACGUGCAGCCCGCCAGCUCGCCGCGCGUGCGCCGUGACCAAGCACCAAGCCCGCCUUCGUCUUCGCCGCGCUCCCGCCUCCGUGCACGGUCCCAGCGCGCGCGCAGCCCCACACGGGCACACGUGCUCCACUGCUGCCGGAGCCCUGCGGCGCCCGGGGAGUUGAUGGUUGAUUCCCUCCCGCCCCUUCGUCCAGGUCCCUUCUCCGGUGACGACACCAGGUCGCGUCGCACCGGCCAUGGCCGCGGGCAACACGUCAGCACGGCACAGAGUUCAGCCUGGCACUGAAUCGCCUGCCAGACGGAGGCCAGGAGGCGGCAUUUGUGCAGCUCUUCGCCAAUUCGUAGCAUUUGUGCAUUUCUUCGCCAAAAUGAAAAAGGAAGCGCGGCUGCAGGCCGUACGGAAGAGCGCGAGGGAUCAUCACGGAGGCUCCAUGGUUGCAUCCACGUUGAGCGAGAGGCAAGAAAGCCGGGAGCGGAUUCCGGCGGGGCGUCUAUGCUGUGCAGGUGGAAAGGUAGGCGAGCGGAAGGUGUUUGGGGAAAUGCCGCUGCCAGUGAGAGUCUCCCGGAGCGCAGCUGGUGCGUUGGCUCGCCAUACCAUCAGCAUGGUGAACCAUUGCCCUUGUUGUAUGCCACAAGUGAACUGCGAAUGGAGUUAAAUUGCAUUGGCCGUCAGUUGGUGUCAGUAGAGGUUGAAUGGUUCUGCAGUGCCAGUGUGUGCUGAAAUUCUGCAAGACUUAAGUCAAUUUGGUCCUUCAGAUGCUGCUGGCACAAUAAAAUGAGCUCGACGCGUUUGUGGAAAUGCCACAACCUACCAGAGUACCAUAUGUUUCGUAGAGAAGAGAGGCCAGUAAGCUGUGGUUCAGUUUCUGCGUUCAAUGGAGUUGAUACCAUUCGUGGAAGUCAACAGCUCGAAUAUGGCCAUUCAAGUCAUAUCAUUGGACAUUCAGUGCUUCGGGUGACUGGGUCAAUAGUGAACGGCCAUAUUUUCUCAAUUGGUCACUUUCGGUUCACUGUCAAAGUCAGUGUCUUUUGAAGAAGUUAGCUCCCAGGUACUUUGGCUUCAUUUCAGGAAGCUCGGUCUUCUUCCUCUUCUAGCGUCUCUAAGGUAGGCCUGCCAGAAAACCAACCGCGAAGAAGAUGGCACUGUGGAAUGCAGUGAGUCAGGUGGCCACCGUCACGCAGCUCGCUGGGGUCGAUGCCUAUGGGCUGAUCUCGAUGAUCGUGGAGGCUGCGCGGACGGUUAAGAGGAACCGGGAGAUCUGCCAGCUGCUGGCACGCCGUGCAAGGAUGAUAGGGGACCUUCUGCAGCAGCUUGAAAGGACACAGCUGAUGCAGCACAUGGAGACGAGGAAUCCAGUGGAGCAGCUAGAGGCGACGCUUCGGCACGCGUACGUUCUCAUCGCGUCCUGUCGUGAUGGUAGCUAUCUGUAUAGCUGCUGUAUGGGAGUGAAGCGGGCUGAUCAGCUCCGUGAGGUGCAGAAUGAGAUCACCUUCUACCUCCAGCUUUUCCCCCUUGUCAGCUUUGUCGACAACACCCGAAGUUGGGAGCAGCUUCUGAGCAGGGCUUGUCCUUUGUGCUCAAGGGAAGCUACAGAUGAUUUACAUGCAGUACAUCGUGUGGAACAUGAAGAUAGGCUCGGAACAGAGGCCCUCAUGGCCAAUGGAUUUGAAAAUUUGGGAACUCAUCCUCCCUCAAAAUCCGAGGAAGAGAAAACAGAAGGCCAAGUCAUGAACAUGAGAGGAUUAGCAAAUCUCAUUGGCGGUGCAAAAGGAGCAGAAUUAUUGCAUUUUAGCUUCUCUCAGAUUUUGGCUGCUACAGACAACUUAUCAGAUGGAAAUUUGGUGGGAAAUGGUGGAUUUGGCUGUGUUUACAAGGGCAAACUCUCUAAUGGUGUUGAUAUCGCAGUCAAAAGACAUGAUGUGUCUUCAUUUCAAGGUCCACAUGAGUUCAGAACUGAGAUUGAAUCUAUUCCAAAUCUUCGGCAUAGAAACAUAAUUUCUCUACUUGGGUGUUGUGUUCAAGCAGAAGAAAGCAUACUUAUAUAUGAAUACAUGCCAAAUAAAUGCUUGGCAUCUAUCAUUGCUGAUGAAACAAAAAGGGAGUUGCUAAAUUGGUCUAAGCGUCUUCGAAUAAUCAAAGGGAUAGCAGAUGGUCUUGUUUAUCUGCAUGGGCAUUCUCAGAUGUGUAUUGUGCACAGGGACAUAAAAGCAAGCAACAUCCUGUUGGACCAUGAAAUGAAUGCUAAGAUUACUGAUUUUGGUCUGGCACUAAUGUUGGCUCCAAAUACGAGUGCAGAGGUGGUUGUUAUGGGCACAUAUGGUUAUGCAGAUCCUGAAUAUGUUGCUACUGGAGUUAUCUCAGAGAAGGCAGAUGUAUAUGGUUUUGGUAUAGUACUUCUUGAGAUAAUAAGUGGAAAGCUUUUUCGGUCCCAUAAAUUGGAGGCGAAGGGCUAUCCAGGGCUUCCACUUCCUGAUUAUGCACACAAGUACAAAGCGGAACUAUUGCUACACAAGCUUGUUGAUCCGUUAUUGCAUGCAGAAGAGCACGAAAGCUCUCAGAUAAUGGAAUGUCUGAAGGUGGCGCUGUUAUGCAUUCACCAUCUUGCCAAGCAUCGGCCUACCAUGUCGGAAGUUGUUACCAUGCUUGGCAGAACGUAGCACCCUGGCAAUAGAUCAUCAGCCUGUUGGUGAGACUACAUCCGGUUGUACUUUUGGAAGAACCACAGGGAUAGUUGCUAUAACCAAAGUGUCAUGUAAUAAACUACUGCAACUAAUGUUUCUUUUCCAUAGACCUGUAUGGAGAGAGUAAGUAUGUGAUCAUGAUCGUGUGAACACCACCGAGAGAUAGUUGCAGUC